ACAGAAAAAAAAUCUACAGGAUUUAGAGUAAAGGAAUCUGGUAUUUUUGCUUAUCGUGAAGUUAUAUCGAGAUAUUGUCUUCAAGAAUUAAGAUCGGAUGCAAUUAUUUUCCAUUGAUACAGAUUUUGAGUACGUAAUAAAGAAACCGGAGCAGCAAAGAAUAUGUUUCGGUUCCGGACAAUCACGCGAUACCUCCAAGAAGGGAGCGAGCCCCUUUAUGAGAUAUUACAUUUUCGAGGAUAAUCCCGAUAUUGGACCUGGCUCCUACAAUGUCUUGAAAUCAUUUAAUGCCAUUAAAACUAAGCCAUGUUCUCAUAGCAUCAGCAAGAAGGGCUACAAUGGUCUUGCUCGAUUCGGCAAAUCUAUUACUCAUGUGGAAGAUUAUCCAGCACCAUCUGAUUACAAUGUUCGUUCCUUUCCUAAACAUGUCAAAUCACAGAGACAUCCAUUCGGAUCCACCAGUGAAAGAAAACUCUUCCAUGUCAAUAAAAAUCCAGGGCCUGGAAUGUACAUUAGCAAGGAGAUAAAAGGCAUUACAUUUCAACAUAGUUUUGGUGGUAGAGUUAAAAUGCAACUUGGUGUAGAUCUCAAAUGUUGCAGUCGCAACACGGAUACUUGCAAGAUAUGUGGUAAAAAGCCAAUAGGAGAUUAUUGGCACUUGAAUAACAAGAUCUUUUUGUGCAGAAUGUGUAUGGCACAAGAAUAUCAAAAACAAAUAAAAUUUAAGAAGAGGGAACUUGAAUUAUUUCAUAAAAUAAGAGACUGCUCGGGUAUUCACAUUCAUGAGGGCACUGAUGCAAAGAUAUGGUUGAUGCAUCCUACUGUAAUGAAACAAUGGACAAGAAGAGAAACAUAUCUCUCAGCUUAUUUAAAAGAUUAAAAAAAUGUGGAAUUAUAAUAGAUAUUUAAUUUCGAAUACAAUUCUUUGUCCUAUAUCAUAUGAUUGUACCAUUAUUAUUAUGUACUUCAAAUAUAAAGAAAGUUUCUUAUAUAGAUUGAAUUUAUUUCAUUAAUCAAUAUACAAUAUAUUUUCGCAUGUCUAAUUUUAGGCGCUAUAUACACACAAAGAUUAUAUAAAAAUAUGCGCAUAUAUAUAUGGUAAAUAUUUCAGAUAAUAGUUUAAAUAUUCUGAAUAGGAUAAUAUGAUGUCAAUAUUUACUUGAUAUAAUUUAUCAUUACGUAUACACAGUCAUCAGUCAAUAGGACAAGUUCUAAGUUAGUUUAUAUGAUACCUUCUUUGAAAAAAAAAAAAA
Camponotus floridanus (Florida carpenter ant) is the source of this 1253-nucleotide messenger RNA. RefSeq lists its product as uncharacterized. Gene Ontology annotation, biological process: regulation of cell projection organization. Lineage: Eukaryota; Metazoa; Arthropoda; Insecta; Hymenoptera; Formicidae. The record is from RefSeq and is a predicted model, not a curated record. Gene Ontology annotation, molecular function: cytoskeletal protein binding. Gene Ontology annotation, cellular component: ciliary basal body. The transcript has 4 exons. The coding region runs from base 98 to 880 and encodes 260 amino acids.